AUGACCACCGAAAGUGAUGCCGUGGCCGGUGCCACCAUCGAGCUCCUUGAAGCCCGCCUUCGUCGCCUCACCUACCUCCUCACGGGCGCCACCGACUGGGCCGGCGUCCCAACCACCCCCGAGAAACCCACGACCCUCGACGAGACCGUCACCCGCCGACUCGCCCGUCUAGAAUCCGAACUUGAAAAACUCAGUCGAGCCGUCCCCGCAGCACGGGAUAUUCUCCAACUUCACGACCGCAAUCCCGACCUCUUCCAAACUACUCCCCCGCAAGAAAUUCCUCCUGGCCUCACACCCCAAACCCUCGCCUCUAUAGUCCUCUCUUACGCCACCGCAUUCCCCGAAACUGCCUCCCGCCUCACUUCUCUCAAUGACCUGCCCGUUCCGGACGCGCAGAGCUCCGCCGCGCUGAUCGAUCUCCAGCCACAGCUUGAUCGUCUUGCACAGAUGCAGAAGAUGCAAGCUGCCGAGAUCUCUGAGCUGCGUGUGCGUACAGCGAGUGUUCUUCAGCGGUGGUAUGAGGUUGGAUUAGUGGGGAGUGGGGAGGUUUGGGCAGAAUGGGAGGGGAGACUUGAGGAUGUAGAGAGGGAAACACGAAGGAAAGAGGUUAUUUUACAUCAGAGGGAGGAUGUUUGA
Molecule: messenger RNA, 636 nt
Organism: Penicillium salamii
Lineage: Eukaryota; Fungi; Ascomycota; Eurotiomycetes; Eurotiales; Aspergillaceae
Source: the annotation of a GenBank genome assembly